Messenger RNA from Puntigrus tetrazona (Sumatra barb), 3453 nucleotides. Its product is annotated as protein-glutamine gamma-glutamyltransferase K-like. The transcript is spliced from 14 exons. The coding region runs from base 615 to 2807 and encodes 730 amino acids. Gene Ontology annotation, molecular function: protein-glutamine gamma-glutamyltransferase activity. Lineage: Eukaryota; Metazoa; Chordata; Actinopteri; Cypriniformes; Cyprinidae. The record is from RefSeq and is a predicted model, not a curated record. Gene Ontology annotation, biological process: peptide cross-linking.
AAGAGGCUCCUAGGGGCAGGACUAAAGUCAUGGAAAGGUAGAAAAAAGCUCUUCAUUAAUGAGAUCCAAGAAAAAGCCAGGCUGAGGUUUGCAUGAGACUGUAAUGAUUGCACCUGAAUUUUCAACUGUUCAACGUGUAAAUACAUAAUUUACAUAAAUUCUAACAGUGGCAUGGCUAAUUUAAAAUGUUACAUAUAUUUGUAAUGGUAUUGCUAAAUGGCAAAUAAUGUGGUAUUUGGUGUGACUAUAGGAUGUUGAGGAAUUACUCUCAGUGAGACAAUAUGUUGACCAUGUAGAUAACAUCUCAUAGGAUUAAAUCAUUCACUUGAGCCAUUUACGACACAUUCCAUCUUUAAUACCUCAAUGUUAUUACAUUGACAGUUCGUGCUGAUGCAGUAUUUAAAUAAGCUGUUACAAUUAACUCGUGAGACUCAUCUUAAACUCUAAACUCUCUCUCGUCAGACAGGAAAUUCUUCACACUCUCCAGCACUGAGCUGUGGACGGGGUGGAGAUGAAGAUAUGAAUAUAUACCAGGCUGAUCUGAUUAGAAACUUACUUGUUAGACUCUCAGACAACACAGUCUUCAGACACAUAUAGGAACAAGAGCUGCAACCAUGUCAUUUAAAGCUGUUAGACUAGAGUCAAAGAGGUGGACAGAGACAUGCAGAGAGGUGGGUGGCUCAUCUGUUUCUGAGGAUGUCACCGCUAGAAUCCCAAAUCUUUCCUCGUGGACACAUGUGGAGCCUGUGGUAAAUGGUCUGCCGUUGCAUGUCUGUUCUGUUGACCUCAACAAAUCCAGGACGGGACAGAAUCGACGAGAGCAUCACACAGAGCGUUAUCUUAGCGAUCACCUCAUCAUCCGCAGAGGACAGUGUUUUGAGAUGUGGAUUGAGCUGUCCCGACCCUUUGAUGCAAACUGUGACCAACUUCACCUGGAGCUGAGACUAUGUAAUAUCCCUUCAGCAUGGAGCGAGACGCUCACGGUUGUUCCAUUAGUGAAGGAAUUCAAGAAAGACUGCUGGGAAGCCAGGAUCAUUGAACAGAUGCAAAACCGAAUAAAACUGUGUGUUUACUCUCAGUCAACUGCUUCUAUUGGACGGUACAGACUUACUAUCGUAACCAACUACCCAGGAGGAGAGGCCACUUCAGCUGAAAAUGAUAUUUACAUACUGUUCAACCCCUGGUGUACAUAUGACGGUGUUCACUUGAGUGAUGAGGCGGAGAGAGCUGAGUAUGUGCUGAAUGAUAUGGGCACAAUCUACUAUGGAACUAAGCAGCAGAUAGGCUACAGAACAUGGAACUUUGGUCAAUUUGAAGAAGGUGUUUUGGCUGCGUGUCUCUAUGUGUUGGAGAAGAGUGGUGGGCCUUGCACUGGAUGGGGAGAUCCUGUUAAUGUAGUCAGAGUGAUAUCUGCAUUUAUUAAUGCCAGUGACAACAGUGGUGUGAUGGUGGGUAGCUGGUCAAGUACUUGCAGUGAUGGAACCUCACCUACUGCUUGGUGCAGCAGCAGUUCCAUCCUGAAACAGUACCACAAAAGUGGAGGAAAACCUGUCAAAUAUGGACAGUGCUGGGUCUAUGCUGGAGUUACCAACACAAUUUUGAGAUGUUUAGGCAUUCCAACUCGUCCAGUCUCAAACUUCAAUUCUGCUCAUGACACUGAUAUUUCAUUGACAACUGAUGUUUAUUUAGAUGAGAAAUUUGAGCCAAUUGAGCAUCUAAACCGUUAUCCAGUCUGGAACUACCACGUGUGGAAUGAGGCCUGGAUGACCCGGCCAGACCUGCCAUCUGGUUUUGGAGGAUGGCAGGUGGUUGAUUCCACUCCUCAACUAACUAACCAGGACAAUCUGCGCUGCUGCCCUGUUUCUGUUGCUGCAAUCCGCAGUGGGCAGGUUCAGCACGACGCGGCAUUGCUAUUCGCUGGAGUGAACAGCGAUAAAAUCUACUGGCAGCGCAAAGCAAAUGAAAACUUUUCUGUAAUUCAAGUUGAGAAAAACGCAGUAGGUCACUGCAUCAGCACCAAGGCUGUUGGCUCAGAUCAACGUAUAGACAUCACGAACCUCUACAAACACCCAGAAGGUUCCGACGGGGCACGAACUGCUGUAGAAACAGCCUGUCGCAGUGGCUCCAAACAGUCCGUAUACACGCUAUCAGACGCUGAGGAUGUGAUCAUUGAUGUCAACAUGAAGGGUGACGGACCAUGUGUUGGUCAGGAUGUCGUGCUUUCCAUCAUCCUGAAGAACAAGUGCAGGUCUCCUCGUAGCCUCACUUUGUACAGCCAGGUGGUAGCCAUGUACUACACAGGAGCCCGAAAAGCCUUGGUUAAAAAGGACCAGACACUCAUUCAGUUCAAGUCAUACGAGGCCCAGAUUCUGGAGUGGAUCUUGCCGUAUGAGGACUACAAGGAGCACUUGGUGGAUCAAGCAGCACUGAUGCUCACCCUCUCUGGACGGGUCUCAGAGACCACGCAGACACUGACCACCCAGUUCAACUUCAGACUGCGCACACCUGAUCUCAUUAUCAUUCCUCUUUGUGGUGGUGUAGUGGGCAAAGAGAUGACAUUCAAAAUCAAAUUCCAGAACCCGCUUCCAUGUGUACUGAAGAAUGUCGUUUUCCGGUUUGAAGGGCUGGGAUUGCAGGAUGUCAGAACAGUUAACUAUGGUGAUAUUCCAAGUCUGUCUGCAGUGAACCUGACGGAGACCUUCGUUCCUAAAUAUCAUGGGCCACAUAAGCUUCUGGCAUCUCUUCACUGUCCUCAGCUCACUCAGGUGCAUGGAUUCACCAACAUUGAUAUUCACGAAAAAAUGUAGAAUAAUUACGCUAAUGAUUAGAGGCUGUUUAUGUUAUAAAUCACAUCUCAUACAGCAUGUUUAAGUAUUUUGAAGGACCUAUUUGUGUGUAAAUAUGUCACACUUAUCACAUGCCAGGCUACUAAGAUGUAAUUUGUAGCUUUGUAUUUAAUAAACAUUUGUGUGUCUUAAUUUCCUUUAUAAUGCAGUUAUGAUGUGUAAUUAAGCACUACUGUCUUCUCUCUAAUAAUGGUAAAUGUUUUAAUAAUGAUUGAAGAACUGGUUCUUCUAUAAUACUUGAUAAUAAUAUGAUGUUCUAAGCAUAGAUAUUAAAUACAAAAGCAUGUGUAAAAUGUGUAGGAACGACAGUGAAUUAGAUAACCUGUUUUUCACAUACAAUAGUGACAUACACUUGACUUGAAGAUUCACAACUAAAUAAACAUUGUAUUGAACAGGUAACCUUUCUAAAUGGCAAUGGUUUUGUGAUGUUCUAGACGCUUCUUGUGCAUGUUGGCAGUCAAUAGCUUUAUAGACUCGCUUCUCCUUUCUAUUCAGCAUUGGGUUUUCACAAUGAAUUAAAAAUAAUUAAGGUCGUAACUUCAGAUGAUGGGAAUCUGAAAAUGCUGUGUCCACGAGUGUCACGUUCAGUGAUUAUUUGUCAAGUGUA